Labrus mixtus (cuckoo wrasse) is the source of this 9332-nucleotide messenger RNA. RefSeq names its product AT hook containing transcription factor 1 (gene ahctf1). The record is from RefSeq and is a predicted model, not a curated record. Lineage: Eukaryota; Metazoa; Chordata; Actinopteri; Labriformes; Labridae. The transcript has 40 exons. The coding region runs from base 182 to 8359 and encodes 2725 amino acids.
ACUGUCCACCCGUGGAAAUGGCGCUCAGUGGCGUCGGAGCCUGAAGUCAGAGCUGCUAUAUCAGUCUCCGCUACGAGGACUAUUCGCAUGGGUUGUACGUGAAAAACUAUCGGAUUAUGAGCGAGAAGAGGAGAAGUGGAGAGAUUCGUUAAAUAAAGCCGUGAUCACCGUGCAGUGAAAAAUGCACAACCUGACUGCCCGGGUCACCAGCAGCCUGCUGCCUUACCCAGCAGUUACUGUAGACGCUCUGGGGGAAGAUGAGAUCACCCUAGACUCUGUGCUACAUGGGAAGUUCACCGUUGGUCGCAGCGGGUUGGCCUGGCUGGCCUGUGGCCCCCAUCUGGAGGUCGUCCAUGCAGUAACAGGAGAGCGGCUGUCUGCGUACUGCUUCGGUGGUGGAGGAGAGCACCCACCCAGUGUCCUAGCUGCCAGGGACUUCAGCUGGCUCAAACGGUCUGGAUUGCUGGUAGGCCUGGAGGAAGCAGAGGGCAGUGUGCUGUGUCUUUAUGACUUGGGACUGUCCAGGGUGGUCAAAGCUGUGGUAAUACCAGGCAGGAUAACAGCAAUUGAACCGUUGGUGAGUUAUGGCGGAGCAAGCACUUCAACCCAGCAUCUUCACCAGAGUCUGCGCUGGUUCUUUGGCAUCGCCGCCGUAGUAACGGACCUAGGCCAUGUUCUGCUUGUGGACCUCUGCCUGGACGACCUGUCCUGCAGCCAAAGUGAACUGGAGGCUUCAGACCUGCAGGUAGUGACCAAAUCUCCUUCGGAGAUCCCCAGACUUCGAGAAGUCAGCACCAGACAAGGCAGACAUCUUUGUCUCCAGCUGAACGCUCCCAGUGGAGUGGGAGCCACAGCUCUGCAGUACAUCUCCAGGACCAACCAGCUGGCAGUGGGAUUUUCUGAUGGAUACUUACAGCUGUGGAACAUGAAGGCGCUGAAGAAGGAAUACCACUCCCAGUUGGACAGUGGCAGGGUGCCCGUUCACGCCUUCACCUUCCAGGAACCUGAAAACGACCCCAGGAACUGCUGCUACCUCUGGGCUGUUCAGUCUUCUCAGGACCUUGAGGGAGAUAUGGUCAGCCUCCGCCUGCUUCAGCUGGCGUUCAGUGAAAGGAAGUGUCUCGCUUCUGGAAGGAUCCUCUAUGAGGGUCUGGAGUAUUGUGAGGAGCGUUACAGUCAGGACUUGAGUGGCCCAGCCUUCCCUCUCAGGGCCCAGGCCACCAACACCCGUCUGCUGAGUUGCCAAACCAUUGAGAAGUUCAGAGCUCAUCCUGACAGAGAUGACAGCAUGAAUGAAGUUGCCUCUCCAGACACCAGUGUGUCUAUCUUCAGCUGGCAAGUGAGGGCAUACGGGCAGGGGACCCCAUCUACCUACAUCGGGGUUUUUGACAUCAACCGAUGGUACCACGCACAAAUGCCAGACUCCUUAAGAACGGGGGAGUCUCUUCAAAAUUGUCCCUACCUGGCGGUCUGGUCUCUGGACUCCGUGGUGCAGAUGGUGUCUCAGCACCUCCUCCUGGAUGUGCUGGUGCACGAGCGCAGCCUGAGCAGAGGCAUGCCCUUCACCUGCCCCCCAUCAGAACAGUACUUUAACCCCACCACAUACAACUUUGAUGCUACCUGUUUGCUCAACUCCGGAAUAGUGCACUUAACCUGCUCUGGGUAUCAAAAAGAGACACUGAGCUUUUUGAAGAAAGCUGCCCCUUGUUCCAGUGACAUCAUCUCCUCCAGCUACUCUCGCUGCCUCAUGUCUGGCCUCCUCUCAUCGCGCCUGGCUGACACUCAGGCCUCCAGCCUCUCUCAGGAGGAGCAGCUGGAUGCCAUCUUGUCCACAGCGGUAGAGACCAGCUCUUUGGGACUGAUCACUGGCUGUAUCAAGCAGUGGACUGCAGAAGAACAACCAGGCUCUGCUCUGAAUCUGCGCUACAUCCUGGACUGGGCCUGGAACAAAGUAGUACAGGCAAAGGAAGAACUGGAUGGAAUCUGUGCACCGCUGUUUGACAGCUCAUCCAACUUCACAGACCCUCAGACGCUGCAGCUUCUUCAGCACAGCCAGAGGCUGCUCAGUAACCUCAGCACCAUCUUCCACUGUCUGCUCAGUGAAGCUCAGGAGCUCACACAGAAAGGUCUGGUGGGUCUGAUGAACAAGAACAUGGUGUCCAGUCUCAUUUCCAAGUACGCUCAAGUGGUGCUCUGGUUCUGUCGUACUGGUCUACUGCCCGAAGGAUCAGACGAUGACGCUCUCCAGAUCUCCAGGCCUUUCUACACUCCCUCAGUCAUCGGCAACUAUUAUACGAUACGCAGAGAGGAGCUCACCAGGCUGGCUAAGGGCAAGUGGUGUGCAGACUGCCUGAUGAUUGACGGGUUGGUCGGCCAGUGUGGUGAUCGCUUGACCAACCUGUGGAAAAGGGAUGAAGGCGGUACAGGGCAGUACCCCCCACCAUCAUUGCAUGCCUUGUUGGACAUUUAUUUACUGGAAAACAUUGACGAAGCCGCCAAACAUGCCAUUGUGAUUUACCUUUUGCUCGAUGUCAUGCACUCCCUCCCUAAUAAGGAGGGAGCAUCAGUGGAGUUUUUCCCCACAGCUUUUGCCAUUCCCAUCGGACUGGUGAAGCUCGUACAGGGCCUCUGGCUUCUGGACCAUCAUGACCACCAGAGUUCAUUCGAGCUGCUCCUUCAUCCAGCAUCCUCUCAGUGUCAGUUUAAGUGGCAGCACGAGCGGGUCCUGCAAGCUCUCAUGUGCCAGGGUCAACACCCAGUGGCACUACGAUAUUUUCAAGUCACAAAACCCCCAAUUUCCUCCACUGCCCAGGCCAAACUCUGCCUGUCUGUCCUGCUACACAACAGGUGUCUCAUCGAGGCGUGGUCUUUACUUCGGCAGCACUCUAGUCGUCUCAACAUGGCCGAGCUGAUGGGUUUCCUGUAUGAGAGCUGCCAGGAGCUGGGCCUCAUCAAGGAGCUGCUCAAACUGCCCCUGGGCCUCGCUGAGCAGGAAUGUUUGGAGAAGUUUCUCCAGGGGACCGGAGGUCUCCAGAACCGAGAACUGCUGAUGGUUCAUUACCUCCAGCAGGCCAACUACAUUCCUGCCCUCCAGCUCAACCACAGCCUCAAACUGAACCUUGUGAAUGAGCGAGACCCAAAGCUUAAAGAACGAACAAACACCAGGAACUCGAUACUGGAUCAGUACGGCAAAGUUUUACCCAGAGUUCAGAGGAAACUGGCGAUGGAGAGAGCCAAGCCCUACCAGCAUUCCUACGCCAUCCACAGAGAAGUCUCUCGGCCACAGCCACUAUCAACCAUCACCAAGCGCACCGCCAGUGAGAAGGUGAUGUCGAGGGCCGGCUUCAUCAACAAUCUCCUGACAAAGAUCGAGGAAGUGUGGUUAGGCAAAGGAGAAACACCGCAAUCCUCACCAGCAAAGAGGGCUGCUGAUGUUAAGAGCCCCAAGUCUUCUUCCUCGACUCUUCCUGACCCCUUCCUGGGGACUCCGAUCACUAUGACCUCCAAACGGAAGUCAAGGCUCAUGGACUUGGUGGUUCACCCCUCCUGUCAGACCCCCCGCCCUCUGCUCAGCCCACCCAGACCUCCCAGCUCCUGGAUCUCUCCAAAGAGCACCAACAAAGGGCCUGAGCUUAGUCUUCUGCAAACACCGCAGGUCGUCAAGCGAGCUCGCGCCUUGGCGGCCUCCGGUCCUGUGUUCUCAGCCUUCACUCCACAGUCCAUCCUGCGCAGCAGCCUGAGGCCCACACCUGUUGCCACCCCCUCUGCUUCUCCAGGACGCUCCCUUACGCCUCCACCUCGCAGCAAAGAGAACCGGAUCACCUUCAUCGAAGAGGCUGAAUCUCCUGAACCAGAGAAGGGCAUUCGAUGGACUAAUGGGAUGGCAGCAGACAGCGAGAUUAGCUUGUUGACCAGAGGCUCUUUGCUGUCCAAGUCCUCCCGUAAGAUCUGGUCCGCACAGCCUGCGGAGGAGGAAGAGGAUGGAGACGAGGAAGAGGAACAACCUCAUGUAAAGUUCUUGCCUCCAGAAGGGGGUAUUCCCUCUCCAGAGCUGAGAUGCUUCGAGAUCGAGCCUUCCUCGCUCAGUGAAGUCGCUGCUGAAACCAAACCAUUACACCUCAACCUGAGCUUCGACACCAGCCAGGCAUCUCUCCGAUCAACCGACACCACCCUGGAGUUCUUUGAUGCUCCGCUCUCUGCGGUCCAGGAAGGAGAGGAGGGACAUGCUAUUUCAGAGGAAGAUGAAAUGGUAGUGACGAUGAACAGAAAAGGACUGAGGGAAGAGGAAGAAGCACAGGAAAUACCCUCGCCUAUCACAGAGCAAACCCCUCCCCUGACCUCAGAAGAUCACACUGAGGAUGACGACAUAGAGGACACUCCCCCAGUGACGGAAGAGGAAAUAGUUGAGGAGGUGAUGGAGAUUGGUCUUGAUCAAGAAGUUCAAAACGAAGAAGUUCUGUCUGAAAAUGAAGACAAACAGCAUGCCGAGUCAAACAGCGAACAAGAAGGUGCUGCACUUCUUGACCAUGAGCAGUUGUCCAGUCUCAAUCAAGUUUCUAUCCAGGUAACUGAGAGUGAAGAGCCUGUCCCUGAAGUGGAAUGUCAAGAUCAGCUGCUAAUUGCUACAGGGCAGGACGUCCAAUCAGAGGCCACAGAACAAACAGAGAUAAUUGAGCAGGAAGCACCACCUGCAGCAGCUGAACCCUCAUGUGAACCUGAAGAGGAUCCAGAGCCAUCGACAGCAGAUCUGACAGAGUUCGUGCAGAGACAUUUGUUUGACAUUGAUUCGACCUCACUGCUCGCCCGCUCAGGAAUCCACGAAACAUCACCGACCCUGACAACCUUCAACAAUGAGUCAUUAUGUGAGGAGGAAGAGGAGGAGCCAUCCACUGCUGAAGCUCCCCCGAUAUUAACCAGCCAGAAAUCUACUACCUCUGUGACAUCCUCUGAGCCUACAGGCACAGACUCCCACUCUGUUGUGAGUGUAAACGAUAGUGAAGAGCUUUCCAGCCCUGUGUCUGAGGAAGAAGAAGAAGACGAGGAGGAUGAUGAAGAGGAUUCUGAUCAAUCUGAGGAAGAGGAGGAAGAGGAGGAGGACUCUGGUAGUGAGGUGGAGAUCAUCGAGGAGGUCCAGGGUAACGGGAGGCUGCCCCCCCUACAACCCAGCACAGUCUUCGUACAACAGGAACACACACACUUUCUGUCAGAUCUGUCGGAGCCGGAGGCUGCAGCGUUCUCUCUGAUCACACCUGCUGCUGAGAUGAAGAUGGUUGAGGAGGACUUGGAAGGGGAGGUGGUGAUGGUGAGACUCGGGGCGGAUGAUGGAGGCCUGCUGGCAGAUGAGGAAGAGCAAGGGUCAUCAUACAUGGAGCUCAAACCCUCCACCACUCUCCUGGUCCCCCUGGAGCUGAUGGAGGGCCAGGACGGUCUCGUGGAUGGUGCUCAGCUGGAUCUUCCUGAGCUCCAGCAGACCGUGCAAGACGACCUGACGUGUGAAACACAAGGCGGUUUCUCUCUGAUGCUGGACGUGGAAGAGGAUGGGGACAAAGACGCAGACACCCUACCCAUGGAGAACGAUCUUCAAUCCUCUGAGCCUCCUGCCCUGUCUUAUGAUGAACUUGUGGCCAAACCCGAGGUUAUUCUUUUGGGCAUUGAUGAUCAGGUCUCAGAAGAGGACCAGAGAACAGAGAUGGACAGCUUGGGUGGAAUUGAGGAAAAGGGACCGACAGAAUCAGAGCUUGAAAAACUGUCUGAUCAAGCUGAGCUACCAAGUGAAUUAAUCACAGUAAACCAUGAGGCAGAAGAUGUUGAAGAAGAGCUGCUAACAUUGUCUGAAAAACACCAACCAGAAGGUCUUUCAGAGUCUCUGUCACCUGCAGAGGAAGAUCUCCAAGCUGUAAUGGAUGAAAACGACUCAGUUGCAGACAAUGAAUCUGUUGAGGACAAGAUGAGUGAGGAGAAGCAUGAUGAUGAGGAGGAGGAGGAGGACAAACUAUCACCUGCAGAGGAAGAACCCUCGGCUGUAAUGGAUCAAAGUGACUCCAUUGCAGACAAUGAAUCUGUUGAGGACAAGAUGAGUGAGGAGAAGCAUGAUGAGGAGGAGGAGGACAAACUAUCACCUGCAGAGGAAGAACCCUCAGCUGUAAUGGAUCAAAGUGACUCCAUUGCAGACAAUGAAUCUGUUGAGGACAAGAUGAGUGAGGAGGAGAACAAACUAUCACCUGCAGAGGAAGAACCCUCAGCUGUAAUGGGUGAAAGUGACCCUAUUGCAAAGAACGAUUCAGCUGAACAGGAGAUAGAGGAAGAGGAUGAUAAACCAACAACUUCUGAGGAAGAACUCCCAGCUGUUAUGGAUGAAAACGACUCUGUUACAAAGAACGAUUCAGCCGAAGAGGAGGAUGAACCAACACCUGCUGAGGAAGAACUUCCAACUGUAAUGGAUGAAAAUGAAUCUAUUACAAAGAACGCUUCGGCUGAAGAGGAGGUAGAGGAGGAGGAGGAGGAGGAGGAUAAACCAACACCUGUUGAGGAAGCACUUCCAACUUUAAUGGAUGAAAACUCUGUCACAAAGAACGAUUCAGCCGAGGAGGAGGAUAAACCAACACGUGCUGAGGAGCAGGUAGAGCCUCAAGAAAAUGGCCCAGUUGUCAUGGACAUUGAGAUCUCCCCCUGUGUGGAGACGACGACUGCUGUGGAGGAGAUGCAGCAGGCUGACAAAUUCUCUAAAGAGACAGAAGAGCAAAUCAUUGAGGUUUCUAAGACGGAGAAAGAAACAACAACAAGAACCAGGGGCAAACAGAGAAAACCAAAAGAAGCUGAGGCAGAAAAGCCAACGAAGAUUGAAGCUUUGAGCUCUGAGAGUCAGCCAGAAGAGCCGUCUGUGCUGGAAACCUCUACUUCUCUGAGGAAAAAGAAAGCUCCUUCGACCCCAACAAGGAGAACCACAAGAGGCAGGACGGUCACGUUCAUCUCCCCUCUCACAGAGGAAGCAGAGGAGCCACAGGAGGACGGGAGAGUGGAGGAUGUAGAAAUGAGCCAACCGGUACCUUCCUCACCCAGUCGUACACCGAGAAAAGGUAAACAGAGCAAAGACAUCAACGGACAAGCUAGCACACCUCGAAGAAGUGCCCGCAAAGCUCAGCAGGGGCCUUCUAAUGGUGAAGUGGAGGCCAUAGUUUACACUGCUGCUGUGGCAUCAACGUCUAAGACCUCGUCUCCAGGCAGACAGCGUGUUUCCCAGAGAGCCGCUUCAACAAGGAGCCAGAGUGGUAGUGACGAGGUGUCUGCAGCCCCAGGGCCUGAAAUCAAAGACGAGGAGGAACAAGAGGAUGACGUCCCAGAUGCAAAGGUUUCUCGACGAGCAAGCUCCAAGACUCCCACACCUGCCAAACGAAGGCUCCCUGAGGCGAACACUCCGAGGAGAUCCAGCAGGAGGAUACUGAGCGGCAGUGAGGUCGUGCAAACACCUUUAGAGGCUUUGAAAGAAGAGGAGCAGGACGAGGUCUUUGCGUCACCUGUUAAACGCAGCUCCAGGACUCGACAGUCAAACCAGACGUCUCUUAGUCUUCAUCCACAAAGUGUAAGAAAGACGGGAAGAGAGACAGUCUCUGAAAACACUAAAGAAAGUGAAGUUCUACACGAGCCUGAGCUGAACAGCCGUGCUGCUCGCACCAACUCACAUCGACCCACCAGAAGCCAACUCUGGGAUCAUCCUGAGGAAGACCUUCCCCUAUUGGACUCCCCGCUUGAGGUGGACUCUGAAACCCCUGUCGCAGACGCCCUCAUCAAGAGACUUCAGGAUGAAGAGGAGAAACAGGAAGGAGGAGUAGUCAUCUCAAAGAUGGUGAGAACCAGCAAGAGGAGCACCAAGUCGUCCGUGGAGCAGAUUCAAUCCGUUCCUCCUGAGAAAGACAGUCUGAUCCCCGAACAAGAAGAAGCAGAGUCUUGUCCAGACGAGCAUUCGUUCAUCUAUUCGCCCUCGCGUAGAAGAACAAGAGCCAGCAGAGCAGAGUCUCCGGGGCCAAGUGAAGAGUUGCCGGUACCGGUCACUCGCAGCAGGAGAAGAGUCGUCAAGGACGCUCCUCAUGACACAGAAGAAAAUGUGGAAGAUGAAAAGGAAGCCCCUGCUAGCACGAGAAAAACAGCCAGACGAACAGCCAAAUCCAAAGCCGUUCCUGAGCCGCCUCCCAUAGCACAGGUGGACCUGAUCUCACCUCUGCCUAGCCCAGUUGAUCCACCUCAGCGAGUACAGAGGAGGACAAAGGAGGCAGAGGCCCCCGCCUCCAACAUGAACCUCCGACGCAAACGCAUAAUGGACACCGUUUUCACCAAACCCGUCACACGGAGGAAGAAACUCUGAGGAGGUCGAUGAGGAGUAAACCUUUGAACCUCAGUCAGCAGCCAGAAGAUUUUAAACAAACUGUUUGAGAAGCUGUCAAAUAAAAGUGUAUGCAUAAACUCCUCCUAACGGUUAUAUCUCCUCAGAUGCCUCGCAGUGCUGCAGUUUUCUUUCUUUGUUGAUUUCUCUGUAGGGCAAAGAAAUAAAGCAAUGUAGGCAUGAAAAUAUAUUUUGAGACAAAACACAUGGGUGUACAGUGAUGUGAGUGGACUAUAUUUUUGGAGUUUACACAGCACUGUUACAAACUCGCAUAUUCUCACAUCUGUGGCCGUUUUGUGUUGGACAUUUGUAAUGCUCCUGCUACGAUGAAGUCUCUGGCUGUAGAGUGAAAUGAGGGAAAGCAUCAGUGUGGAGUUAGUAAACCAGAGAGACUGAAGUGAACUUGCCUCAGCUGAAGAGGUUUUAUUUACAUUCUCUAAUAUUUUAAUUUUUUUCUGCUGAUGUUUACUUUUAAGAUUUCAAGGCCUGCUGUUUUUUUCUAUUUAAGAAGAAAGGCAACCAACCCAGUGGAGACCUGAGGUUUCUACUGAUAGAUUUGUAAAUAGUCUUUUGCUAUGUUCCAAAUAAAGUUAAUAAAUAAAUCAUCAACGAAUAAUGUUCAUUUUGAAGUGUGAAGUGUGUGGAUUGCAUUUGAUCAUCUUAUCAGACUGCCUAUGCCAUAGUCUUAAACUUUCAGUGAGUGGGGGGAGAUUCUGUGACUGAGACAGAUGUGUACGCUUCAGAUUUUUGUCUAUCAGAGGGAUGUUGUAUAGUGUGAAUGAAAACAAAACUUGCACAGUGGUUUGAGUUGGUAAAAUUCCUUUGGGAUAUGUUAAUAGGCUUGUUUAAUUAAAAUAUGGCAAAUCCCAUCUGACAAAAGGCUAUUUUCUGAUGAAUGUAUGUAGAAUGUCUUAUUUUUGAUGACUGCUCUUUGAUAAAUAUGGUAAAGCUUGAA